Abrus precatorius (Indian licorice) is the source of this 1067-nucleotide messenger RNA. RefSeq lists its product as uncharacterized. Lineage: Eukaryota; Viridiplantae; Streptophyta; Magnoliopsida; Fabales; Fabaceae. Gene Ontology annotation, cellular component: membrane. The transcript has 6 exons. Gene Ontology annotation, biological process: respiratory electron transport chain. The record is from RefSeq and is a predicted model, not a curated record. The coding region runs from base 151 to 882 and encodes 243 amino acids.
CGUGGAAAGACGUAGCUCCCUUGGCACUGUAAAUGGCGUGUCUCUUUCCUAACCUUUCCACUCUUCCUCUCCAAUCUCCAUAUCCAGCUUCAGCUUUUCAUCAUCAUUCACCCACUCACGCUUCAACACACCAUUCUUUACAUUACAAAAAUGGCAACGGUCGUUACUUCCGUCGGCGUUACCCUCCGUCCUCUCUCUCAAACUCAACCUUCUCCAUCCUCAGCUCUGUUCCAAUCCCGCCACUCCUUCGCCAUAACCACAACUUCAAUGCUUGGCCGCAAGUGUCUCGCCACAAAGGAAGACUUACCCCAACCUGUAGAGGAAGUGAAAUCCAAAGACAACACCCAAACCAUCCUACACUCUUUCUCUCCGUUCCCGUUACUCUACGCCGCUGCUCUCUUACCCGGAGGUGAAGCUGUGAGAUCUGUCUUUGAGCCUUUCGUUGAUCUCGUUAAGUCGUGGAAUCUCCCUGAAUGGCUCGUGCAUUGGGGUCACCCUGGUAACAUGGCAGUUGUACUCUUUGCUAUGGGUGGCUAUGGUACCUAUCUCGGUUUUCGCAUUCGUUAUUCUGAUGAUCUGGAUGAAAAGGCUAAGGCCAAGGACUUGCAUCCCAAGCUUUUAGCUGGUAUGUUUUUCUUCUUUGCUCUUGGAGCUACUGGUGGAGUUACGUCUCUACUCACUUCGGAUAAACCCAUUUUUGAAAGUCCACAUGCUGUCACUGGCGUCAUUGGCCUUGCUUUGUUGACUAUACAAACUAUUUUGCCUGCACUUUUCGAGGGAAAUCCUGGACUGAGGAAUGUUCAUGGUAUCUUGGGCAGUGGUAUCAUGACACUUUUUCUUAUUCACGCUGCCUUUGGUCUUCAAUUAGGCCUCAGUUACUAAUUACAAUUCCACUCAACUUUCGUUAUUUUGAGGAUUUUUAUAUUGCAGUCUUUCGUUACACAGCUUCUAGCUCCAAUUCAGAACUCAAGACUACAAUCAUGUUAUGUCUUCUUCUAUCAUUUUUACUUUUAAAAAUAGUUCACGUUCAUUUUACUUAUUUCAUACUAAAACAUCGGAUAUAAUCC